Orussus abietinus is the source of this 2672-nucleotide messenger RNA. RefSeq names its product coiled-coil domain-containing protein 112-like. The record is from RefSeq and is a predicted model, not a curated record. Lineage: Eukaryota; Metazoa; Arthropoda; Insecta; Hymenoptera; Orussidae. The transcript is spliced from 6 exons. The coding region runs from base 1051 to 2511 and encodes 486 amino acids.
UUCUGAAAUGUACAAAUAGCAGGAUUAAAUCUAUGAAGUGUAGUAUUAACGGAGAGAGAGAGAUUCUUCCUAGUUGUAAAUUAUGGAGAUAUGGCUACAUGGAGAAUACCCUAACAAUUUUUUUCUUUUUUCUUGGCAAGCGUUCGUUGCUCGGAUUAUUACUUUCUGAUGUCGAUUUCGUUUUAUUGAAGUAACACAACAGUUUCAAAUAUAAAUUGUUUAUGGAUCAAAGUGACAGCCUGGUACCUUAGCCGGCACGACUGAGUUUAGCGCAAUUGACAAGAUUUUUUUUUUUUUAGAACUAUCUACUUCUCUCGGAUCUUCGUGUGUAAUUUCUCAGGUGAUCGACGUGAAGGUACUCAUUUUAUCCCAGCCAAAAGAUAGAGUAGAAUCUCGUUGCACCUUAAAUAUUCAUCUAUGGCCGAAGUAGUAAUCAAUGUGUGAUUGAUUAUCGAUUGGCUCCACCGGUACAAUCAAGCAUCGGAUCAAAGAAUUGGGUACGGGAACUUCAUACGUACGUGGGUCAUAAUUUUCUGGAAUACUCAAUUGGUUCAAUCGAGGCAAAUGACUCGUCCCGAAAUGAAGGGUGCAGCCCCUUAUUGAAGCGAAACACCUAGGGUAUUACUAUGGAAACAUAUUACAGGUGCUCAUGCACCUUAGACAUUGAAUAGAACGGUUCGGAACAGUUUUACGGCUGCGACGAAAGAGUAAAGUCGUCCCUUAGUAUUUUAUUUGGGAUUUAUCCCUAUCAAUCAUCGACUUACAGAUUACGGUGACGUAUAUCGAUAUAAAGACAGUGCUGUUCGGUUUUUAAUACGUGCAUUUAAAUUUAGGUUACAGCUUCUUCAUCAAUUUUUACCUUACACGUGAUUGGUCCCGAGAUUAAUAGAUUCUUCUUUUCAUAAUGAAAUAAAAAUUACGUGACAUGUAUAAUUAAUUAUGCGUAGGUAUUUAAACGGUAUAAAAUGAUAGAAUAUCACACAUUUGGUUAGAAGUUUCACGUUGACGAAGAUCUGAAGUUUCUUUCCGUAUGGAAAACAAAGUUUAAGGAUGUCCCAUGGAAAAUCGGAAUUUAUUAAAGCACUGGUAAAGUUGAAGCAACAAGAGCUAAUUAUUGAGAAGGGAAUUAGCAGUUCUAUCGGCAGUAUUAAAAUCGAUUCCGAUAUUUUACAAAGUCUCGUUCAUUAUCAUGAGCAACUUGCUGCAGGAAGGCAAAAAAUACUGGAUAGCGUAAGGCGAACCACCUCGGAAAUCGUUGAUGAAUUAAAGUCGGCAAAGAUGGUAUUGAGCGAUCCUAAUGAAGUUCAAAAAUUAGAUGUUAUCUCGUAUCGGAUAAAAUUAUUCAAGAUAUCGAAAAGAAUUCAAGAGUUCAAAAAAUCGUGCCCAAUUGAUGCGUUGGAGGAACAACAAUUAGGAUUGGAGGCGGACAUAAAUGAAUAUUCAUCAGCAGCGAAUAAAUAUGACUUGAAAGACCCUGCGAGAAGAUUAUUGAUAUCUAAAGCAUACACUCGAAAUAAAAGUAACGUAAAAAAAUAUCCUGACUACCAUGAGAUUCAGGACUUCACGAGUCUAGUCGCCAAAACAGGACAUACCCAGAAUUGGUCCGAUGAAGACCAUUUAUUGUUCCUAAAAUUACGAAAAAAGCAGAAUAGCGUGCCUGCUUUGGUCGCUGCUAUUAAACAAAAAUGUCCAGAUUUAACUACGGAAUGCAUUGUUAAUCACGAAGCUUGGUACAAGUUGUAUCUAAAUUUGAGAGAGAAGCAGAAAAGUGCGAUUGAGAAAUGGAAGCGGCAGAAAUCGACGAAAAAGAGCCAAGAAAAUAACUUGAAAGAAAGGGAAUACGAAGAUAUUUCGCCGGAUGUCAAAGUCAAUUUAAAAUCAGAAAGUGAUAAGGACGAAGAAGAGAUUGAAGGUGAUGGGGUACAUAGGAAAACUUCGGUGAAAGAUGUUAAGCCGAAAAAGGUGGAAAAUAUGAAGCAAAGUAAGAAGGAGUCUAUUAAAAAAUGGAGGCUGGAAAAAGAGAAGCAGCGUUCAGCGGAUGAUGAACGAUUGAGACUAUUGUUAACAUCUAGGAAAACUUUUGAGGAAAAUCAAAGACAGGCCAGAGUGAAGAGGGUCCGAAAUAUCUUAAGCGAGUAUAAAACGCGAAAGUCGUUCGAGGUAGCAUUAUCAAAUUAUGAGAAAAACUUGGAAGACAUGCGCAAAAGUGUGCUACAGUCAGAGGCAGCCGAAAUGAUUAAAUAUUUUAGACAACAAGACCAGGAAUAUUUAAGGAAAAGACGCCAUCAAAUAAUGCGGUCAAGAAAUAAGAAUGAAGCGAACAUGUCUCACAGUUUGCCGCAUAAGAUCGAAGGAUCGAGAGAUCACUCCACUUUGUUGAAUACCACCAAAGUCUGGGAGGCAAAAUGUAAGAUUUACUUGCCAAUUACAAAGGAAAAUCGACAAGUCUUAUACAUAGGAAAUCUUCCUAAACGAUCUACCAACCAUUGGAGAAACGCAGAAACUAUUUAAUGUACAGAGAAACACAUUGAACUAAUGCUAUGUACUGUGUGGAAGAAGUGCUGGAAUUAUAUAUAACGGAAGAAGAGUAUUACGAAAACCCGCAUGAAAUAUAAUAAACAUUUUUUCAUAUAAAUAUCUGACAGAUCAAUAAAAAAAAAACAUCUAUGCGA